Molecule: messenger RNA, 6721 nt
Organism: Trichogramma pretiosum
Lineage: Eukaryota; Metazoa; Arthropoda; Insecta; Hymenoptera; Trichogrammatidae
Product: histone-lysine N-methyltransferase, H3 lysine-79 specific-like
Exons: 12
Coding region: 603-5057 (1484 amino acids)
Molecular function (GO): guanyl-nucleotide exchange factor activity
Source: RefSeq, a predicted model, not a curated record
CGUGUGCAGAGACCGCUGCCAAUAUAUAUUGAGAGUAGUAGUGAGUUUCGCGCAGCGGCGACGGCAUCAUCGUCGCAUCGCCAUCGUGUAUCGUGUCUCUCUCGUUCCGGUUAUCAUCCGCGUGCGUGAUGACGAUGUAUCAUUGAUGUCUCUCUCUCUCUCUCUCUUUGUACACCCGAAGACGCGCGUGUGUGCAUUAAAAAUGUGCGAUUACAACGAGGAGGGAAAAUCUGCGCCCGGUGCUCGUUAAUAAUAUAUCGAUGAGAUGUAACAGUGGGCGCAUCGAUACAUACAGUCGAGAGCCGCGGUGAUAACGACAUUUAUCGCGUUGCCUUUUGCGCGCUAUACGCUCCCGUGUGUGUGUCUCUCUCUCUCGCUCUAUCUCGUCAUUUUUCGCUGAAAUUGUCGCCGUCGUUGUUUCUCGUAUACUUCGUACAGUUUUGUGGAUGGUUUUUGUUUGUUUGUGAGUUUCGUUAGUUUUUGUGUUCCGUGUAUACAUAAGUGCGUUUGUAAGCCGCUGUUGUGCUUCAUUACAAAUUAACAGCGAUACAUCAAUAAGAUACGAGUUGAAAAAAAUACACAGCAACGACAACAAAGUCGAGAUGAAGGAGCGCAUCGAUUAUGGUGGUGGUGAUCGCAGUAGUGUCAGUGGUGGUGGUUGUGCUGCUGCGGCUGCCGCGGUACAGGAUGCUGUUGCUCACGAUGCUGCAGCAGGAGUCGGCAACAACGACGACGAGGAUCAUCAAGAUCCCGACUCCGAUGCCUCCAUCAGUUGGGAAGAAUUUAUAGGCACGACGACGGAUCUGGUGCCGCAAUUGCUGGGCAUGUUCGACGAACUGGCACGUGCCGCCAACAACAACAACAACAACAGCAUUGACCACCACCACCACCAGGUGACGACGGCCGCCGGACUACAGAAACGCCUGAGCCUCGUGCAAAAGCGCAUGUCGCGCGUCUACGACAUGCCGAGUUUACUGAUAAGCAGCAGCAGCGCUAACAAUAGUAACAACAGUGCCAUGAACAACGAGCAGGAGGACGGCGACACAGCAGCCGAGGACGGCGACGACGAGGACGUCGAGGAGGAUAUGAUGGGAAUCUCGCCCACGACGACGCUUAGAUGCAGCGGUAGCAGCGGUAGUCGUCGCAGGCGUAACGGAACGAGCCAACAGCCACAAAAGUUACUACAACAACAGCAGCAACAACAACAGCAACCGAAUUCCACAGGCAGUCGGCCGGUCUCGGGCAGCUCGAUAUGUUCCACAUCGAGCAGUGGCAGUGGCAGCACGUCCGCGUCGUCGUCCUCGAGUUGCAUCAGCAGCUGCGACAGCGGCCACUACAAAAACAACAACAAUAGCCAUCAUCAUCAUCAUCGGCGCUGCUGCAAUCGACAGGGCUCCAAUGCCUCGGCCACGAGCAGCACGACGACGACGACGACGACGACGACGGCCGGCGGCGACGGUGCUGGCAGUGGCGUUGGUGGUGCAACGAAUCCGUAUCUGGCGUCGGUCGAAUCCCUCGCCGACACUUGCGCGAGUUCCCAAGGAUCCGGUGACAGCGGCUGCGUAACGACGAUAUCCGAGACCGAGAGCCAGUAUCAUCAUCACCACCACCAUCAUCAUCAUCAUCAUCAUCGUCACAUGCUGAUAAACGGCAGCGGUGGCGACGGCGUUGCCGACAAUGAUAAUAAAAACAACAGCGGUGGCAUCAGCGGCAAUAACAACAACAACAACAACGACGACAACAGCAACAACGACAAAAGCAGCAGCAGUAGCAGCAGCAGCAGCUUAGCGACGACGAGCCAGCACACGGUAGUCGAGCGCGUGCUCCAGGAGAUCGUCAAGACCGAAGCCGAUUACGUCGAACAUCUGCGACAAGUCAUUCAGGGUUACUUGAUCAUUUGGAGAAACGAUUCGAUGGCGCUCAUAAGCGAUCGCGAUCUCGACGGGCUGUUCAGCAACAUCGAGGACAUUUUCGAGUUCAAUCGGAGCUUCCUGUCGGCGUUGGGCCAGUGCGGUCUCGAUCCGAUCGCCGUGGCCAAUGCCUUCAUCGAGCAUAAUUCCGGAUUCGAGGUGUACACCGAGUACUGCACCAACUAUCCCAGAACUGUGGAGAUACUGACCAAAUUGAUGGGCCAAGAAGAGACGGCUCGAGCAUUUGGGGAGCGACAGGCGGCGCUCGGUCACAGACUGCCUCUGGGGGCUUACCUACUCAAACCGGUGCAACGUAUUCUCAAGUAUCAUCUGCUCUUCGAGAAUCUGUCGAAGGAAUUCGAAGCCGACGAGGACUCGCCCACGCGCACAGCGAUCGAGUGCGCCCUGGCGACGAUGACCGGCAUCGCCCGGCACAUCAACGCGAUGAAGCGCAAGCACGAGCACGCGGUGCGAGUCCAGGAGAUACAGUCGCUGCUGGAGGGCUGGACGGGGCCGGAUCUCACUCAGAGCGGCGAGCUCAUCGCCGAGGGCAGCUUCCGCUUGAGGGGAGCCAAGGCGCCUCGGCAUGCAUUUUUGUUCGAUAAAAUGCUACUCCUCGCCAAAAAGCGAGAGGACGGUCACUUAGUUUAUAAAACCCAUAUUCUGUGUUCAAAUUUAACGUUAAUGGAGAGUAUUCCUGGCGAGCCGCUUAGUUUCAAUGUGAUACCGUUUGACAAUUCGCAAAUUCAAUACACGCUACAGGCACGAAAUUUGGAGAUAAAACGCGAAUGGACCCUGCAGAUAAAAAAUGUGAUUUUAGAAAAUUAUAGCGCAGUCAUACCCUCUCACGCGCGCGAACUCGUCCUACAAAUUGGCCAAAAAACCGAGGACGACGCGCUAGUACCAGUGGACCGUAGUUUUAUCAAAAAGUCGUGGGAGUACAGUAGUACAAGAAAAGCCGACCGAGAUCGACGAAAAACGGAUGUUGGUUUCAAGCAGAAGUUGAGGAAAGGACGAAAGAGCGACGUAUCGUUAAGCACCGCUGAUAAUUCACCUACGUGUUCGCGAAAGAAUCAGUCAACUGAAUCAAUCAGCCAGUAUGGUUCCAGGGAUAAUAAUCUUAAUAGAAACUCCGAGGCUCGAGCGUCAAAGAUAAAGGAUCGCUUCACCAACUGGCGAAGAAAAUCCGAACCUGGGUUCCAAUCUUACAUAACUAUGCAACCCUCGGAUAAUGAGGAAGCUGACAAUAAAAAUUCGUCGACAACAGCAACGGACGAUACACCGAGCACGUCGUUGUCACCGGAUGCAGCAGAAAAUUUGGCAACUUCGACGCCUAUCGAAGCAAAAGAAACCAAAGAAGCCGUCCAGUCGCAGUCGGAACCAGCCACGCCACAUCCUCAAAGCGACGAGGCUAUAGUCGGCUCGAUUCUUAUGCAGAGCGAAGAAUUCCGCCGGCGAUUGCGUCAACAUCGCCGCUACGAAAGCUCCGACGACGAUAACGAAAACGAAAACAGCACUCCAAAGACCAAAGCGCGUUUUAAUAAACGAGAUCAGUGUUUCGUACGUGCCAUCCAUGCAUACAAUCAGAGAAGUUUUCGUUCACAGUACGAUAGUUUCAGAAAUGUUGAUUCGCCCUUACAGAGACAAAAUUCCACCCCUAUCGUUAAGUCACCCCAGAAAAAAGAGAGGCUAACAUCGGAUAGUGGAUAUAAAAAACCAAAUUUCGUUACGGAGAGUAAACUGAUUAAGACUGCAUUGCGAAUACGAGAAAGCUGUGAUUCCGAAGAGGAUGAGGCAGUGGAAAAUAAACAGGCGUAUGUGAACGAAACAUCGGAUAAAAACGUUCAACCAAAUCAUGAUGUCCGAACAGGCACGAAUGAAAAUAAGGUCGAAAAUAAUGAAAAAGAUAAUUAUGGUAACUACGACAAUUUGCAACCGGUAUGGCAAAGCUGCCUCGAAAAAGGACCGGAAAACAGCGAAAAAGCUGCUGUUUGGUUAACUAAACUCUGCGUAGGAUUACCUGAUCAGCCGCAAAAAUGUGGAUCUUUACCACGAAGUUUUCAAAUGACCGAUGGCGCUCAGCCACCGCAACAGCAACCAACGAAAUCUCGAUUUUUGCAGCGUGAUGGUAAAUCUAUGACUGAUCGACCAUUUACCAUUGCUUCGGAUAAGCCGGCGGAGAUCAAUCUUGAAGACAUGGAGAGGUACACGACGAACUGUAAGAGUUCCAAUAGAAUAGCCAAAUUUCCAUUAACCGGUGCUUCGUCGUCGUCGACCUUCUUCUGCUCUCUAGACGAGUCGUCUUUCGGCGAUGCCGAUUCGGUUUCGAGAACGAGUUUAUCGAAUAGUACCUACGUGCAUCCUGAUCAUAAAAUUUAUCGAGCUAACAAUGGCACGACAAAUAAAGAUACGAGCCCUAGCAUCAGUAGUACAUAUCUCAGCGUAUCGAAUCUUACUCGUGUGCUCUCAAAAGCAAGUAGUCGUUUGCAGGUGUUAAAAUCCAGUCAAAGCUCUGAAACACUCGACUGUUCCGAACAAAUUAGUCCUAAUCGUAGCUUUCUUUCCAAAUUCCAUAACAGUAAUAGUAAUAACAGUAGUAAUAGCAAUAGUAUCAACAAUAGUAACAGUAAUAAUAAUGCAAAACAAUCGAACAAUACUGGCGCAUUACCGUAUCACAAGCAAGGCAGCUCGACCUUGGGUGCACGAAUUGCACAAUCCGAUUAUGCCGAUCCUGCAAGCUUACGAAGACCAAAAAUAAUAGAGCCACCGCCAGUCGAGAGUACAGACGAUAGCUUUUAUGAGCGCUCGUUCGAAACAAUCGAGAAUUACGUUGACACCGAAGACGCGUCGAGAGACAGCGCGAUUUUUAGCGAUAAUGACGAUAUUCUUCACAGCAAAGUGCCACCGCCAGUGCCUAACAAGCGAAAAGUCAAAAGAAUUGCUUCCGAGAAACCAGCGGUUACGGAAAAACCUGCCCAUUUGAAGUUUAAAACUAAAAUAGUCAGGUGUAAAGCUUCUAAAGUCACUAAAGAAGAGAAAGCAUUGGAAAAAAAUAUUAAAAAGGACGAUGACGUGUCUGCGGGUCAGAGUCAAAUAGGGUGGGUCAAGAAGAUGGUUGGACAGUUGCAAAGUCAAAUGGAUACGUGAGAAUGGUUGUUACACCAAUGGUGUGAAAUACGAGUAUGUCACUUGUAAUCGAGUAAAACAAAUUUUCUCUUCCAGUUAUAGAUAGAAUCAAUUUCUGAUCGUUACUACCAGUUUGUAUGUAUUUUUUUCUGUUGUAUAAAGCGUAGAAAAUAGUUUAUAUUUUUGAAUUCUACAUUGUAAAAAUGAGAAAUGUGCAAGACGUAAAAUCAGGAAUAUAUUGAUUUUGUUGCAAUAUAGAUAAAUGUUAAUGCGCUAUGAAUCAAGAGUCAGAUUUAAUAUAAAUAACUUCAGCAAAUGAUCUACUAAAAGUUCAUGUAUUAGGCCAUAUUAAAGAUUAUUGUAUGAUUGUUAUAUAUGUGUUAUUCUACUAGGCAUUGAAAUUAUGAAAAUUCACUGAAAAAUUUGCUCAUCACUUUUUUACGUGUAUUAUGACUUGAUGUGAUUUCACAAUUUAAAGCUCGUUUUCAAAAUUAUUGAGUUGUGUGAUCGUGAAAAAGAUUAAAGUAUUAGUGUUUGCAUACUUGAGCGAAUGGUAUUUGUUUUAGUAAGUUUCCUUCUGCGUGAAGUUGAAUUGUAAAUUUUUCAAUUUCACGCUUAAUAUUAUUUGUAAGUUUAUGAAUAAAUGACUUCAUAAUUAUUUGAUUUAUGUAAUAUCGUGUGCCUUGACGAUAUAAUCGUAUGAGUAAAUAUAUCAAAGAUUUCAACAGAAAUCAUUGUAACGUGAGUAAGUUUUAAUUUAUUUUAAAAUUCUUCUUAUGAAGGUAUCGAGUUUCUCGAUGACAAUCCGAAUAUAUAAACCAAAAAAUUAUCUAUUCACGGUUUCAACUAUUAUUCUUGUAAAAAGAACACGAUUGUGAUGUUGUUAUUUUAAGUAUUGAUCAAGAAAAAAGCUUUUUCGUAAUCUAUAAAUUGAUACGAUUGACAGCUUGUAAAUUUCAUGGACGAAAAUUGUUAUUAAAAGUAACUGAGAAAUUUAUAUUAUGAGUACAAGUGUGUUGUAGUACACUGAAUUAGAGCCAAAUAUUUAUCGAUUACAUGAGUGUGUUUUACCUAUUAAUUUGAAGUACAAGUAUGAACGUUUGUGCAAUAAGCUUUCGUCAUAGCAGAAGAAUCCCAUUCGUAAUACUUACACUUGGCAUUUUAUUAAAGGUUUUGAAUUAAAAAAAAGCUUGAGAUGAAGAUAAGGCUGAACCUAAUGCAAUUAAAUUUCGGAUGGUGCAAAAGCAUUUGUUAGUUUUUUCCAUGAACGACACCCACUAUUGUUGGCCAUAUAACUGUGCGAUAAGAUAUAAUGUAUUUUUAACCAUAUCAUUUUUUAACUUUAGCUUUCAAGUGCAAAAACAUGCUAAUUUUUUGAAUCCAUAUAUACAAUAUAUGCAUAUAAUUAUAUAUGAAUUUUACUGUUAUGAAUACUGUGUUAAAUAGUCUACAAGUGCGUAUAAGGGUACAAGUACAUUGUGUCUAUUACCAUGCAUUAAAUCGUUCAGAAAAAGCAUGUCUCAUUGUCCAUGAAAUAUAGGUUUUAUAAAAGAUUGCCAUCAGUUUUAAAUUUGAUUCAUGUAUACAUUUGUCCGUUUAUGUAAAUUUUUAACGAAGCUCCAGUGUGAGAAAAAUACUCGUAUCGAGUCAUCAAAAUACAUCUUUAUUAAAACUGUUUAAAAAAA